UCGCCCGAGGAGCGCGGCGGGCCCACGGCAGCAGCCGCCGUCCCUUCAGCUGGGCAACGGGCCCCGCCACCGGCCAGAGCCGCCCGGGGCUGCUUCCUGGCUCUCCACAGCGAUGUCCUGGGCUGCACAGAAAGCAGCAUGGCCAGAAGGUCCAGGAGCGCCCCACCCGUGCCCCACUCGUGAGAUGGCAGCUGGAGCACUGUGCCCUGCACCGGGGACACCAGCAGGACACAGACAGGAACCUAUCGAGGUAGCACACAGGACACGGGAAGAAUCCAAAUACAACUGAAGACCAUGGCAACACACUGGAGAAGCAUCUUGACAGUAUUUGUGACAGCUCAAGUACUGUUUGUGGUAAAUGCCUUUGAGGAAGAGGACAUACCAGAGGAGUGGAUUCUUCUUCAUGUUGUCCAAGGUCAGAUUGGAGCAGGAAACUACAGCUAUUUGAGACUAAAUCACGAGGGAAAGAUCGUUCUUCAGAUGCGGAGUUUAAAAGGUGACGCAGACUUGUACGUAUCUGAUGUGACACUUCACCCCAGCUUUGACGAGUACGAGUUACAGUCUGUAACUUGUGGCCAGGACAUCGUACAUGUGCCUGCACACUUCCGCCGCCCUGUGGGAAUAGGGAUUUACGGCCAUCCCUCUCACCUGGAGAGUGAGUUUGAAAUGAAGGUGUACUAUGAUCGAACAGUUGUACAGUACCCAUUUGGCGAGGCUUCUUACAACCCUGAGGAGAUGGAGGCAAACCAGAAAUAUUCCCAGUCUACAGAAGAUGAAUCACAGGAUGAGGAGUCUGUUUUCUGGACGAUACUUAUUGGGAUUUUGAAAUUAAUACUUGAAAUCCUUUUUUAAAUUGAUAUACACUGGACUUAAAUCACACUUCAUCCUGUGAAAUUGGUAUGAAUGACUUGCUGUAAUAUUUAAUACUCACUAUGUUUCCUGAAGAAAUAUUCAGGUUACAUUUCCUAAACCAGAAAGGAAGUGGGGAGAAAAAGCCAUACUUAAUUUUUUAUUGUAAACCUUUCCCAAUAUGUAAAAUGAACAGCCAGCACAGUAUUUGCAGUGCUCUUCAGAGAUCAGGGCUUAAAAAUGAAUGUAUAGUUUGGAUCUUGUUAAAUUCACUUAAAAUAGGUGCUUAGGAAAAUCAAUUCCAAUUCAGUAUUUUCUAUUGUUUUUUAUAAAGAAAAAUGAAAAAACUACUGCACUUCAGUCCCCCUCUCAAUUUAGAGCAUAUUUAAAAAUAAAACCCGCUUCUUUUCUGAGCAAGCAUCUCCAGUAAAACUGGUCAGCAGCGUGUUUGAGCGUAUUCAUGAAGUUGAGGGAGCUUAGGGUGAAGGAAGGAGAAAAUAAUCACCUAAGGGAAUAGAUGUUCUGUAUUUUGACUGUGUGUGCUCAACAUCACAUCAGCCACCUGUCAAACGGAGGUUGGUCCAGUCACUCAUCACCACUACAAAUCCAUGACCUGAAUCAAGUGCAUGUUGCUUCUUUGCUAUUACUGCAGGGAGAGGGAGCCUUCAGUUGUUGCUGCUCAUCAAUAUGACAUUUUCGUCUCCCAUUACAAACAACACAGCACUUAGGUAUCUCAAACUUGAGAGGUGCUUUCUUACACUUCCCUUGAUAGCUUUUUGUGAUUGUUUUUUGGUUUUUUUCCAAGCACAUAUAUAUAAAUCAUCAGCUUGCAAGGAAAAUUUCUGCUGAAAGGGAUUUGCAGUACAUUGUUAGAAGGUCAUCUCAUGCCCACUCUUCCUAACAGGAAUACUUUUUGCUUUGGCUGAGUCUGUCAGAAUAACCAGUUGCUAUGCAAAUAAAGUACAUAUAAAUUGCUCUGUAA
This is a messenger RNA of Cyanistes caeruleus (blue tit), 1831 nucleotides long. It is a transcript of the gene C2H6orf120, whose product is annotated as chromosome 2 C6orf120 homolog. Lineage: Eukaryota; Metazoa; Chordata; Aves; Passeriformes; Paridae. The record is from RefSeq and is a predicted model, not a curated record.